AUGGAGAUCCAAUGCAAUGUGACAACACUAGAGGCCCAGACACAGAUCAACUCCACCAUCUUCCACCUGGUUAAGAUGGUCAGCAUGUGUGUGAGCUGCACCUUCAACACUUUACUCAGUGUUCCUUUACUCCUGGUCAUCACACGCUCCCCAUCCCUGCUCAGACACACUCGCUUCCUGCUCCUCAUGCACCUCCUCUUGUGUGACAACCUCCAGCAGCUCCUCUGGACAAUCAAAGCAGUUAUCUUAAGAUCCAGAGAAGGUAUACCUGUGACCCAGUGUCUGAUCUUCUGUGCUGCUACCCAGGCCUGCUCAUUGAUGGCCCUCUUCCUGAGCGCUGCCCUGGCUGUGGACCGCUUUGUAGCUGUAAAGUGGCCCCUGCGCUAUGAAUUUAUGAUGUGUCCUCAAAGGAAGGGAGCAACUGUUGCAGCCAUAUGGACUUUAUCAGCUGUGCUCCCCAGUGUGGCUUUGUGUAUCAGCCUCAACACCAUCCAGGUCAAUUUUCCCCUUCCCCGCUGUCGACCUCUCAUUCUCACGCCCUGCCUGUCUGGGACAUCGGCUCCGAUACUUUAUUGCACCUUGGUAAGUGCUGUCGUGGUGCCUCUGUGUUUUCUGACCAUCCUCGGAUGCUUCUGCCUGCUCUGCUGGGACAUGAGUGCAGGACUGCUGUGCACCAAGAGAGCUUGGGUGACCCUGACCCUCCAGGUAGCUCAGACUGUUCUCUUUUCUGUUCCUGCGGUCAUGGACAGCUACCUGAUCCCUGGUUACCUGCACAGUGAUGCUCUUGAUAUAGCAACCACCAUCAACUAUAACCUGGGGGUGUCACUCAUCCCUCUGGUCUAUGGCUACCGCUCAAGGGAGCUGCAGAAAAGGAUACGGCAGGCUGCAGUUUGUCUUAAAGCCUGA
Molecule: messenger RNA, 906 nt
Organism: Dicentrarchus labrax (European seabass)
Lineage: Eukaryota; Metazoa; Chordata; Actinopteri; Moronidae
Product: olfactory receptor 4C16-like
Exons: 3
Coding region: 1-906 (301 amino acids)
Biological process (GO): G protein-coupled receptor signaling pathway
Cellular component (GO): membrane
Molecular function (GO): G protein-coupled receptor activity
Source: RefSeq, a predicted model, not a curated record